AUGGCAUUGACCGGCGCCGCCGGGCGGGGCUCGCUCUGGGGCGUGUGGCGUCGCACCACUGCUCAGUUCGUCAGCGACACGUCCGUGGUGGGCGUCAACAACGUUGGCAGGACGGCGCACCCGUUCCGCCGCUUCUUCUGGUGCUGUCUGUUUCUGGCCGGUCUGGGCAUCACGCUCAAUGAUGUGGUCACCCUGGUUGGUAAGUUCUUCCAAUACCCGGUCACCACCGGCUUCACCAUGAACUACCAGGACAGCGUCACGUUUCCGGCCGUCACUGUCUGCAACCAGAACAGCGUCAUGUGUCACAAGCUGCUGGAUAAGCUGUACGAACUCCCUGAUAGCGCUCCCUUGCAAAAAGUCGUAAGCCUCUCAUACUGCAUGGAAGCCCUGGAGAAGAACUGCAUGGUCUUGUACAACUUGUCCGUCACCUACACAUUCAUACCGAGUUUUGUUCGAGACUCCACCUGCUUCACAAACAGCACCGACAACUGCUGCCGGCUGGAGGAUUUCGGCUCCGGGCCGGGAGCGGUGAACGUCAGCGGUCUGGUGGGCCUGCUCAACUGCAACUGUCCGGGCAAGCAGCCGGUGACCUCUGGCCCAGACCAGCAGUCGGGGACCCCUGGACCGGCGCGCCGGAGGCGGAAUGUCGGCGAUCCAGCCGCACCAUCUCCGGCAGAGCCCGACACGCAGCAGGAGGAUAGCGUUGGAGCAACGUCCCGCAGGCGCCGCCGGGCUGCAUCCAGAACACCUACUGACCCCACCACCAAGAAGCCCAAGGAUGACUCGGAAAUGGGCGAGGACGACAUUUACGAAGACAAGAUGGCCUUUUAUGGCAGCUUUGCAAAUCUUUCUGAGAGCACUCGUAAAGCCAUCGGACAAUCAUUCAGCGAAUUUAUCAAGAGCUGCAGCUACAACGGAAAGGACUGCCUCAAUGAAGCGUACUUCGAGGUGAUCAGCUCUGCGUCAUACGGCAACUGUUUUGUCUUCAACGGCAACAUAUCCAACACCCUGGACCUGAGCGCAGGGAAGCGAAACUCAGUACUGACAGGGGCAAACUACGGUCUGACGCUGAUCACGUUCCUGAGCACCGAAAACUACAUGCCAUCAACCGUAUCUCAAACGGUGGGCGCCCGCGUCACCAUCCACAGCAGUGAUGUAUAUCCGCUCUCUCGAAUCACCCGUCAGGAGUAUCCUUACGAGUCGGACUGCUACCGCACGUGGUCGCAGGUCGGGGUGGAGCCCGUCAAGUUCAACGAGAGCUCUGGUGGCGUCACUUUCACCGGCGAACGCUACACCCUCGCCGAGUGCCACCGGAUCUGCCUGCAGCUGCGGAUGGUGAGCGCGUGCGGCUGCCACCACUCCCUCUACCCGCUGGUGUUCGCCGUGGAGGGCGUGCUGCAGGACAUCGGCCUACCAUGCAAUCUCACCUACCACUCACUGGACUCCAACUGCACCGCGGGGGUGGUCAGCAGCCUGAGCUCAGAUCCCGGCUCUCUGGGCUGCGGCUGCUCUGUGCCCUGCGAGGAGGCGGACCACCAGCCUCAGCUGUCCGUCGCCUCGUGGCCGCAAGGCAAGUUCCUGGCCUCCCUGCUCCAGGACAUCAGCUUCGUACCAAUGGACGAGGACGUGGGAGAGACGUCUCUGGCUCAGUGGGCCCAGCAGUUCUCGAAGCUGAAUGUGUACUAUCGAGACAUCGGCAGUGCUGCCGUCACCGAGAGUCCAACGUACACGUACACCACCUUCAUCAGCAGCUUAGGUGGAGCUCUUUCGCUGUACCUGGGGAUUGCGCUGAUUCUGCUGGUUGAAAUACUGGAGUAUUUCUUCUUCAUGGUCUUCAACACGGCCCUGUACCUCUGCGGACGCUACGAAGCCAAGGACCCUAAAACCGUUUCCGUCAUGCUGACGGCGCGGUCAGUAGUGCCCGCCGGCGGGGUGCGCCCAACAUCGGGGCCGAUGCUGAAGGCAUUCGCUGGCAAGCAGGGACAGAUCCAAUACUGAUCGGCCGGCGCACAUCACCAGACUAGUCUGGUGACCACCCAGACGAGAGCCUGGAGAGUCUGCGCUGCUGGAUAAACGGCGUUUGCUAUGUGGACUGACGGAUUUCACGGAGACAGCAAACUGUUUUAUUGGCGCGGGCAGUGGAUUCUGCUGUACGAACAGGCGUUUCAGCGAUUGAACACCUGGACGUUAGCGGCACAAAACGGACAAAGGGCGAUGUUGGUGAUGUGCGGCGGAGAGCACUGACCAACCGAACGCCCCCGUCACUUUCCACAACUUGCUCCAUGGCGCUUUUAAUUGGGUGACAGUUGUGCUUUUGUGUGGAAAAGCCAUUCAUAUAUCACGAAACGACGUUAUACACUAAAGUCAGCACUUGGUAUGGUACUAGUUGACUUGUAUGAUAUGUAUAGCGAGGAGAGGGAACGCAUCCGCGGUGCGUGGGCAUUGCAAACACCGCACUUAAAUGCUGCAUUAUUCAAAUGAAUGCCUUUGUUUUCUGCUUCAGAAUGCAGGCUUUCGUUACCAAUCCUUGGCAUAGAAACAGGUCUGGAGCGGUCGCGUAACCGCGAUAAAAUGGCUUGGACUUUCAUUCCAACAUCUACCGACUGCUCAAGAAAUCGUAUGCCUCAUACAUCUACCCCAAGCCAACUGCAUCACGUUGUUAAGCUGUUUAGUUUUGCAUUUCGCUCAAAGACUGUUUGGUGCAACUUUCAGUGCCUUUCAUUGUACAGGGAUUGCCUCGCAUACCCUUGCGAUGCACAAGCGUUGAGAUAUUUUUUGAAUUGGUGGCAACUGGCUCGCGCAGUUCAUUCACCCAAACAAAAGACGCAACGCAUUUUUAACGUUUUCUUUUCCACGCGCGACAGGCAAAUCAGCACAGUUUGUGCGCAGAUCAGCAACGAAACCGCUCACAAAACCGAAUGGUAGCGAGGAAAUGUCAGCUUAGUUGCACCAGUAGCACUGCCCGGCCUGGCCUGUGGUGUGUAAGAGUGAUAGUCCCUCUUGGGAAAAUAUCGAGGUACACCUGUUCAUGGUCUUUCGUUUUGCAGGCAAACGUACCCACAGUUCUUCUUACGAUGCACCUUUGGCCACACCUGUCCCACUGACGUUGGAUUGUCAAGUCACAGUAAGCAGAUCAGGUUUAAGCAAGUGCUUCAUGUCUCGCACGUAAUUGAGCCAAAAUGACAGUCCCAACUAAAAAUGAAUAUUGUUUUAAAGGCACAAGUAUAUGUACUACAUAGGCAUAUUACACACACAUAGUUGGGCCGCACAGUUGGAUCAAACCGAGGAAGAAAAGAGCUUAGGGGCUAUAAUUCCAGGGACUUAAAGGCUGAAAGGCGAUCUGGAGCUGCCACAACCGAAGCUUUUUACUGUUUAACAGGAAUGUCCAUUAGAAGGGUAAGAAUGUUGUCAAAAAGUUGUUCUUAGCUUGUGUCAGAACAUACCAGCGUAUUGCGCACAGGCUCAGUCCCCAUGCUUCCAAAAAUAUGCAGAUAGGCUGGAAAGAGUACAGCGAAAAGCGACUGGGGUGAUGAAUGGGACUGGCAACUUAGAAUAUACAGAUAGGCUUAGGGUCUUGAGUUCGUAUCAACUUAGAUAUCGCAAACUCAGAAGGGAUCUGAUAGAACUAUUCAAAAUUAUGAAAGGAAUAGGCAAGGUAGAUAUACCAGAAGCAUUGGAAAUUAGGCCGAGACUUAGAGGAAAUCUGCUCUACUUAGCAAAAGGCAGAAGCCAAACUGUAAAGAGGCAGAUGUCAUUUAGUCAAACAGUAUCAAAUCAUUUGAAUGGACUAUCAAACGAGGCUGUAGGAAGUCCCUCUCUAGCAACAUUUAAAAAUGGAUUGGGCAAGCUCUUUCAGUCUAAGGAUCUCAUUGAUAGCUAAAUUCAGGCAGGUCAAGUGGUGAGAUUACCUUAAGGAUGUGCGCGGAGCGCGAGGUAGGCCAACCUCGAUGAGCCCUUGUGCCUCUUUGUUGGUCUGACGUCUUUCGGUCUUUAUGUCUCACUGCCUUGAUGUCUUGUACAUGUACUACAUUAUUGGCAAAAUAUCGUGCAUUUACACGUGUGGGCACAUCAACGAAUAUGCCUAUACUUAACACGGCGGUUUGCUCUGAUAAGUCUCCUGAAUAUGCACUGUCUACAGAAGCGACAAAACAUGUUACGCAUGUGAAGCGGUACAUUUAUUUUCCUGCACUGGUUGCGUCUAAUGGUUUCUACCCGCUCCUACCGUCGGGGUGAGAGACGGGCGACGCCACAUAGCUUCAGCCCCUGAGUGCGUCGCAUUGCCCCAAUGGCACACAUAAGCACACACACAAACACGUCAAGAACAUAACUGAUCACUCACGUUAUCACCGUUGCUUGUGGAGCACAAGUUAGAUACAUGAUGCAGGGAGCAUUAAUUAGGUAUUCUGGCCGAAUCGUAUUAUUCCAAUGCCAGAAAAAAAGUAACCCCAUGCCCUUCAGUUGCCUUCAUUUACAUUUGCAGCGAAAAGGCGCAUUUAACAGAUGUAAAGCAGGACUUUGUUUUACCACUAACAUUCGCGGAUAUUUCCACUUUGUGUGCUGUUCACAUUAUGCGUUCUAGAAAAUCCUCUCAAAGAGGCUACGCAUCUCUUUUUCAUCACUGCCGUUGUAAAUAUAA
This is a messenger RNA of Pollicipes pollicipes, 4636 nucleotides long. Its product is annotated as degenerin-like protein unc-105. Gene Ontology annotation, biological process: sodium ion transmembrane transport. Bases 1 to 1998 code for a protein of 665 amino acids. The transcript has 12 exons. Gene Ontology annotation, molecular function: ligand-gated sodium channel activity. Gene Ontology annotation, cellular component: plasma membrane. The record is from RefSeq and is a predicted model, not a curated record. Lineage: Eukaryota; Metazoa; Arthropoda; Thecostraca; Pollicipedomorpha; Pollicipedidae.